CUGUACAGUCGCCGGUGUCGAUAGCAGCUUCAUGAGCCGACUACGCGAAACGUUGCGCCGAUUUAGAGCGCGCCCAAGGCCGGGGCGGCAAUCGUGCGUUGGCGAGCGGCCGCCGCUUGAUAAGCGGCGCGCUGUGCGGCUGCGCGGCCGUCGGUCGGAGGGUCUCGGCCGAGCAGGCGCUCCGUCGGUGUCCGCACAUCCCGGCCGCAGCACGCGCGCCCUGCACCGCUCAGGAGAUGUCUUCGCUCUCGUACGUACCCGUGGAGCCGUACUCUGCCGACUCGGACUGGCGGUACCGAGCCGAGGGCGGCGCCAACAUCGUCAUCAGCAUGCCGCACCAGGGACGCGUUCUGCGCUUCCCCAAGACGGCACAUGCUGAGCCCAUCCAGGUGGCUCGCCUGCGCCGCCUGGCCGAUUACCGCAACUUCGUGAUCGCGCCGCUGCUGGGAGAGCUGGGCGGAUCGCCGUGGCAGGUGGUGCGCCUCUCGGAGGAGGACCGGCGCCGACUGGUGACCGACAUCGAGCCGAGCAGGCCGCCACGGCGCCGCGGUAACGCCAUCAACCCCGGCGGACUGGCGCUGAAGAUGGACGACUGCGCGGUGUUUCCGUCGCCGGCGGCCCCGCUGGCACCGCCCACGGCGCCGCCGCAUGUGUUCAGCGUAGAGAUCAAAGCGAAACAGGGCUUUCUGUGUGCAGAUGAUGAUCUGGGCGUGUGCAGCUUCUGCAUGAAGCAAUACCUCAAGCUGAAGCGCGGUACGGUACAACAGGUGAGUGGCUACUGUCCACUGGAUCUCUUUUCGGGCGAGUUCGACCGAUUUGACCGCGCGUUGCGGUCGUUGCUGGACAGUCCGCAGAACAACCUGAGGGUAUUUCUGGACGGUGAGUUUGUGUACGGGGCUGGCGCCAGAGGUGACCGCGACCAGCUUCUGGACGCUGUGGCAGAGGUGAUGGCGGAGCGACGGCCGCCGCAGGCCGACCGGCUCCUGAAGCUGUGGACGCGCCUCAUGUUCACCGUGCUUUGUACCAACGACAGCCAGAGCGUCCUCCAAGAGGAGGACGAGGACGAAGAGUCCUGCCGACCGGCCGGCUGCUGCGUUCCCGGCGCCGGCCUGCCUCCCCGUUCGUUCCUGGGACGCGUGCUGCGCGGUCAGCGGCUGGCGGCCGCCGGGCCGACCCAGACCUCCCAGCUGCUUGACCAGAUGACGGCAGCCGAGCCCAACCGCGUGGAGGAGGCGUUCCGCACGCCCUUCUCGGACCCGCUGUGGACACGGGUGGUUGCAGACGCCGACAUUGAGCCCGUCGACGCGCUCGAGGCUCUCCAGAGGUACAGCAUCGGCGCGACGAUGCGCGACGCGUCGCUGAUGAUCACGAUGCGCCGGGCGAGCGACGGAGAGGUGGACGCCGGUUUGCGCCAGGUGACCGACUCUGCCGGCCACCGGUGGGUGGUGCUCUGUCGCCUGAUGGACCUCGACCCGAAGCACGUGCGCCGCGUCAGCCGCCAGCGGCUCAAGAAGGAGAAGUCCAAGGAGUUGUACCUCCGCGCCCGGCACCCGCGAGGAGAGGCGAACCGUGGCGUGCCCAUCCCGUGUAGUGUCAGCGACGAGGGCAUCGACCAUCUGCUGGCUGUGUCAGGGUCUCCGAUGUGAAGAGAAGGCAUCCACCGCCUGCUGGCUGUGUCAGGGUUUCCGAUGUAGAGAUGUUUCAACCACUUGAUAGCUGUGUCAGGAUCCGCGACGGAUGAUCGGUGGGUGCAAGGGACGGGGGAUGACCGUAGACGUUUCGUUUAAGACACAUAAUUUCAAAUGGUUUUAAGUUCCUGGAAGAUGGUUUACGCAGGUGACCUUGUCUGGGUAGUGCGGAUCUUUCUUUGGCGUGAGCCUCGUUGAUACGUUCGUACUAAUUGACGGAAUGCAGUGGACAUUCUGAACAUGCUCCUAAGAAUUUCGAAAAGUCGGAACAUGUCAUCGUGAUAUCUGAUUGCUAUAAAGCCAAUUCAUAUGUGCGUAUUGAUUUCAUACAUAGACCGAUAAUGUGCGGAUCGGUCCCAAGUGGAAGAGCAACUGAUGUACAUAGAAACAUGCGAAUGGUAUGACCGUGUGUCCAAAAACAGGUGUAGUAUGUUGGGUGCUCUUCUUUGCCGGAAAGUUCUUCUGUUCGAGUAAAGGACUGGGCCUUCUUUGGCUUUGGAAUUAUGUUGAAGCUGGCAGGUAUAUGCUGGCGUGCGCUGUUGGUCGCUUUCUCUGAGCGCUGCACAUUUUGCAACACACGCUACUAUUCACAUUAUUUUACAAAACGUACAUUGGUCAUGUGUGCUAAAAUUGUCUUUUACUGGUCCGAUUUGGGAGUCGCUUCGAUAAUUGUCUUAAGGUCUUCAGGAUACCACGAGACAUUGAAAAACUUGUCCUUCGGGAAUACCAUGGCUGCUUGUAUUACAGCAUGCAAUUUUAAACUCGAUGUGCAUUUUUACUUUUCAUGAGGACCAACAGGCAUGCAUAAACAACAUUCAUGUGGUGUUUUAACAUUUAAGUGGUAAUUAGUUUACCCAAGGGCGCAUCGUUUCCUAUCCCAAGGUACGACACAUUUGCAAUUACCUGCCAUACGUUUUGGCGGAAAAGUAUAUUAAAUUAUUACUACUUUCUCCCUUCUUACGCGGUGAUUCUGGAGCUACUUUGAUAUCGGAGUAGCUAGACUGUUCAACUUCCCCAUUCAGCCAUCCACCUGAUCAAUGUCUGGCUGAGAAACCACAGGAAAAUGCGCAAUGUCUGUCACCUGCAUGUGCAGAAUGACUACUGACGAGCCGCUGGCCUAGGGGUCUGAACAAUCUCGUCGUCUGAGGGUCAGACGCCGACCCAGUGACGAUGGAUACGCGCUGACCCGGCCGAACCUCUGAGACCGAGCUGUCACGUGCUGAUAACAUGAGUCGCGCCAAGGAUAACCUCCGCUGAGACGUGCCUCGCAAUAUGUCCUUGGUCUCAGGUGUUUUGUUGGAAAUGUUUGUCCAUCGCCUGCUUCCGGCUCGGUGCGUUUUUGCUGAGAAUGAGUGAAUCGAGGAGAUGACGCUGUUUUAGUGAGCUCGGACUCGGACCGACUAGAAAGUUGCCAUAUUGCUAAACGAGUGCAUGUGGCUCGAAUGGUUGACUGAAUGUGAAAUGUCAUUUAUCGAGAGUGUUUGCACUGCGAAAGUGGCGAGAGAUCUUCGACGGGGGCAGUGGUGAUGGGAAAUGUAGGUGCUAUUGAGUAGUCUGAUAAGAGUGUUACGUAACAACUUGACUGAUCCAUCUCACCCUGUAAGCCGUCCUCACCAUGUUCUACCGGCCUACCCUGGGCUCGUGCCCGCCGGUUCGCCGGUCAUUUGUUGGUCUCCGUACCACAAAGACAAGUGCAAAAUGUCGUGCCAUGUCACUAUCACGCGCUCCUGAACGUCGCGUGGUUAUUAUUCUAUAUUCGCUCGCUCCAUGUGCCGGUGGAUUAUAAGAGAAUGCAAGUUGUUAGCCCGGUACGUAAAUGUAGAACCGUGUAUACAGGACUGUGAGAGCCGUCUUUCCGGCCUGUCUUUCGAGAAAAUAAAUAAGUAUACAUGACAUA
Molecule: messenger RNA, 3585 nt
Organism: Amphibalanus amphitrite
Lineage: Eukaryota; Metazoa; Arthropoda; Thecostraca; Balanomorpha; Balanidae
Product: inositol-pentakisphosphate 2-kinase-like
Exons: 2
Coding region: 237-1646 (469 amino acids)
Biological process (GO): inositol phosphate biosynthetic process
Cellular component (GO): nucleus
Molecular function (GO): inositol-1,3,4,5,6-pentakisphosphate 2-kinase activity; ATP binding
Source: RefSeq, a predicted model, not a curated record